ACUCUCUCUCUCUCUCUCUCUCACACAGUCCUCAUAAUAAGUUCAGAAAACCUGUUUCAAACUUGCCAUUGUCAAAGACUCCCAUCAUCAUAGAUAUUCCCACUAACCCUAUUUAACGCGCAUUUAACACCCCACCUUCCCACAAUCCCAUAAUCCCCACAUUCCCACGAUUCUUCUAAACCUCAGAAAACUUCUCUCGCUCACUCUCUCUCUGAAUAGAGAAAAUGGCAGCAAAGUUGAACCUUUCUGUUCUUCUUUGCCUGUUGGCCAUCUGGGCCGUUGAUUAUGCCCAAGGUGCGUCCUCACCCCACGCCCCUGCACCGUCCGUGGACUGUUCGAGCCUGAUCCUGAACAUGGCUGACUGCCUGUCCUUUGUCACCAACGGCAGCACCACCACCAAGCCAGAGGGUGGUUGCUGCGUUGGCCUCAAGACUGUGCUCAAGGCUGAUGCCGCAUGCCUCUGUGAGGCCUUCAAGAGCAGUGCUUCUCUCGGUGUCGUCUUGAAUGUCACCAAGGCUAACACCCUCCCCGCCGCCUGCAAAGUCUCCGCUCCCGCCGCCGCUAACUGCGCAUUGUCUUUGACUCCUGCUGAUGCUCCUGUUUCAGGUCUCUCACCGAAAGAUUCUCCGGCUUCUGCUGCUGCCCCGGAGACGCAAGCAGGAGGGAAUGAGGGAGCCCCAACUCCAUCCCCAGGGGUCUCAGGUUCUUCAGUGCUCACCACUUCAGCCGGAUUCCUACUUAUUGUGGGCUUAGCGGUUGCUUCAUUUUCUAGCUUCUGAGCGGAUGGCAGUGUCAAUUUUUUAGGGCGGAAAGAAGAAGUGAUGUGAGGGAAAUCUGUCGUGUUUAUAUCAAUUGAGACUAUGUAUGAACGUUAGUUUUUCUAUCUCUUUUAAGUGGAUCGAAUGACUUGAAACCUACUUGAAGGUUUGGUUUGGAUUGUUCUUAUAAUGUUAUUUCAAUCUAUUUCUAUCUA
Messenger RNA from Alnus glutinosa, 973 nucleotides. Its product is annotated as non-specific lipid transfer protein GPI-anchored 31-like. The record is from RefSeq and is a predicted model, not a curated record. Gene Ontology annotation, biological process: lipid transport. Gene Ontology annotation, molecular function: lipid binding. The transcript is spliced from 3 exons. Lineage: Eukaryota; Viridiplantae; Streptophyta; Magnoliopsida; Fagales; Betulaceae. The coding region runs from base 225 to 779 and encodes 184 amino acids.